Clonostachys rhizophaga is the source of this 1098-nucleotide messenger RNA. The record is from the annotation of a GenBank genome assembly. NCBI's taxonomy places the organism in Eukaryota, Fungi, Ascomycota, Sordariomycetes, Hypocreales, Bionectriaceae.
AUGGCGUUCAUCAAGGACCUCCUCCAUCGCGUGGCCGGCGCGAGCUCCAGCUCCUCUCACAAGGGCCCCGCAACCACCCCAGAGUUCCUUGCAGAGCGACAGAAAUGGCAGGAAACACGCACCCAGGGUCGUGUAGACGAAAUCCUUGCCGACUUCACCAAAUACCUCCAGAAUGGCACACCCAGCUGGGGUCCUGCAUUCAACGAGAAGGAAAUUGAAACUUUACAGAAAACUUUCGCAGCUCACGCCAAGUCAGAGAAAUCCUGGGAUCAGCAAUCACUAGAGUCCUACCUCCUCACUCAAAUCCCUGAGGGAGAUGAGACCCUUCUCAAAAACUCUAUCCCCGCGCUUUGGGAUUUGACUGUCUACUUUGCUCAAUGGCCUUUCAACACCGCAUCCAGCGGUCCAACAACCAGCCUAACACAGCCUGGCUUGGUCCGCGCCGUCGCCUUCCUCAGCGGCAGACAUUACAGGCUGUUCAAGUCAUGGAAGAACAGCGACAUGGAAUUCAACCGCAAGACUGAUCAGCCAGUUCUGGAAUACAUCUUCCGGGCUUUGGCCGAUGCCCAGCCAGCGGGGCAGCAAUCUGGCGCAUCAUCUGAUCGCGAUGUGCUUGAUAUCUUGAGCGUGACCCAGCCAGCCUUGAGUGAGUCUACAAAAACUCUUACUCGCGAACAAUUGACUCCCACGGCUACUCGCUUGGCUCCCCCUCCUGCUCCAGAGCUUUCGAGCCUUGCUAUCCCCACUCAGAAGCUAGUUCAGCUCCUUGACUUGAGCAUCGCGGUUCUCCAGCAAGCUGCCAAGUUUGACACCAGUAGCCGUCCCCAAUUGAUCAAGAAAGAUCUGGAAGCUGCCAAGGUGGAGAUUCAGAAGGGGGACAAGGUGACAUUUGAUACCUACUCAAAGCUGCUGGACAAGGAAGAGUGGGCGGAGAAGAACAACAAUGUCGAUACCAUCUAUGAUGCCAUUGCUGUUCUGUUCAACACUUUCACGAACCCCCAGAGCUUGAAGACUGGCGAGACGGUUAACUGGUCUUCGGGAAAGAAGGAGAAGCUGUAUCUUGGAUCGCUGCGAAGUCUGGGGCUCACUCACAAUUAG